AUGACUAUCGGAGUCGCGAUUAUCGGCAGCGGCAUCUUUGCCAAGGAGCAACAUCUCCCUGCAAUCAAAGGAGCGCCCACCCUCUCGCUGAAAGCGAUCUACUCGCGCUCGCUGAAAUCCGCGCAGGGUCUGGCGGACGGUCUCCAGGGUGUAGAUCUGUAUUCCGAUGACUCCGGCGCGGGGAAAAGCUACAAGGAUCUCCUUGCGAGGGAGGAUAUCAAGGCUGUUGUUUUAGCCCUCCCCAUUCUCGCGCAGCCGGCAUACAUCAAGGAGGCCCUGGCCGCAGGAAAGCACGUUCUGUCCGAGAAGCCGAUUGCUAAGGACCUUGCUACUGCGCAUGAUCUGGUGAACUGGUACAAUGAUAGUGCCAACGUUGACAAGUCCAAGGCCCUUUGGGGAGUUGCGGAGAACUACCGCUUCAUUCGCAAGUGGCUCAAGACAGCAGAGGAGGUGCAGAAGCUCGGAGGCGUGAAGACCUUCCGGGUCGUCGUGAGAAACAAAGUCGGGACGGAGGGGAAAUACUUCAACACACCCUGGCGCAAGACUCCCGAAUACCAAGGUGGAUUCCUCCUAGACGGUGGAAUUCAUACGCUCGCUGGCCUCCGACUCAUUCUCGGACGCGGACCAAACAGCCUCAAGUUCCUCACGGCGCAGACAAGCCAACUACAAGAACACCUCCCUCCAAUUGAUACAGUGGACGCACUUCUCACGACAGCAUCUGGCGCCGCGGGUGUUCUCAACCUGUCAUUCGGUUCCGAGUUCAAAGACUCCGUACUCGAGUUUACUUGCGAGAAGGGUGUGGUGGCGCUUGUUGACGACCGGCUGACGGUUAACGGCGAUGCGACCGAUAUUCCUUUCGAAGGGACCGGAGUCAAAGAGGAAGUCAAGGCGUUCGGAGAGUCGAUUGUUGCCGGGAAGCUGAAUGAUAAGUUGCGUCCAGAGGAGGCGUUGGCUGACCUGGAGAUUUUGGAGUCGAUGAUCAAGAGUGGCGAGGAUGGUGAGAGGAAGACGUUGAAGCUGCAAGACAGUCUCGGGCGGCCAACCCUCAGCGCGAAAUUUCGAGACCGAUUUCGACCGUUCGACAACUCCAGCGCCAACGGGACAAACGACAAGGUAUAUUCACAUCCUGAAUCUGCUCGUCAAGGAGAUAUCGUUGAUGCUAAUUAUUGCGUGAAGAUGGUCCUCGCUAAGAAGCACGUCCCUAUCGUCAAGAAGCGCACCAAGCGCUUCACCCGCCACCAGUCCGACCGCUUCAAGUGCGUGCCGGAGUCAUGGCGCAAGCCUAAGGGUAUCGACAACCGCGUCCGCCGCCGCUUCAAGUCGAACAUCCCUAUGCCCUCUAUCGGUUACGGCAGCAACAAGAAGACCAAGCACAUGAUGCCCUCCGGCCACAAGGCUUUCCUCGUUCACAACGCCAAGGACGUUGAGCUGCUCCUCAUGCACAACCGCACCUUCGCUGCUGAGAUCGCCUCCGCCGUCUCCUCCCGCAAGCGCGUCGACAUCAUCGCCAAGGCCAAGGCCCUCGGUGUCAAGGUCACCAACCCCCGUGGCCGUGUCACCACCGAGGCGUAA
Molecule: messenger RNA, 1572 nt
Organism: Aspergillus mulundensis
Lineage: Eukaryota; Fungi; Ascomycota; Eurotiomycetes; Eurotiales; Aspergillaceae
Exons: 9
Coding region: 1-1572 (523 amino acids)
Biological process (GO): translation; NADPH regeneration
Cellular component (GO): ribosome; cytoplasm
Molecular function (GO): structural constituent of ribosome; oxidoreductase activity; nucleotide binding
Source: RefSeq, a predicted model, not a curated record